AUGGGGCAAUGGGCCAAGCUCGGGUUCCGCUGGGUCCACAGUCCAAAAACCACGGCACGAGUCAGGCCCAACUGUGGAGAAAUGAAGAACCUUGUGUACCUCGCCUCUUCCCGUUCGGCCCCCGGCCCCAAGGAUCGGCUUCCUCGAAUGGGGGCCCAGAAGCUCUUUAUCGUCGCCCAUGAAACGGACCAGGAGGCGGCACUCGACCACAUUAGGACGUGCUUCAGCAUCGAGGCUUGGUGGUUCCCAUUUGACUUUUGGGUAUCAAUGGAACGGACGGGCCGAACAUUUAAGGGUCGAACUGCGGAUUGGCCGACAGAGAUUCCAGAGGUGGGUCAGGUUUCUGGUAGUUUCUGGGUCGUCCGGCUUCAAACCACCAUGUCGCCCUCCCUCGUUGCAUUUUCUCUCCCUGACGGGAAGAGAUUCGCAGAGAAGCCCCCAGACUCGCUCGCCAGCGCCGAUUUGGUGUAUCUUUCCUAUUACUCGGAGGGUGAGGCAGGGACCUUCGCCGAACGGAGCAAGGAAAACUGA
Molecule: messenger RNA, 531 nt
Organism: Sodiomyces alkalinus F11
Lineage: Eukaryota; Fungi; Ascomycota; Sordariomycetes; Glomerellales; Plectosphaerellaceae
Exons: 5
Coding region: 1-531 (176 amino acids)
Source: RefSeq, a predicted model, not a curated record